Messenger RNA from Daldinia decipiens, 1371 nucleotides. RefSeq lists its product as uncharacterized. The record is from RefSeq and is a predicted model, not a curated record. Bases 1 to 1080 code for a protein of 359 amino acids. The transcript is spliced from 2 exons. Lineage: Eukaryota; Fungi; Ascomycota; Sordariomycetes; Xylariales; Hypoxylaceae.
AUGCCUAACCCAGACUUAUCUCUCCCGCCCAAACCACCGAUGCCUAACCUCAGCUCUCCAACUAGUUUAAGUCUUCCCCAGAAGCCUUCGACUGCACCCCAGCCUUACUACUUUACACCUUCAAGAUCGGCAGUAAGUCUCGACUCUCAGAAUCAUACCCGAUACUUGACCCCUGUGCCGUUUCCUACUCCAGAAACUUAUCAGCUGUCUCCACCCCCGGGCCUUUCGAACCAGACACUUCUUAGCUUCACACCACUUCAAGGUCUCCCUUCACCAUCAGUACUUCCGUUAGGCGGGGUUGCUGCCUUGCGUAACAUAACUCCGUCGCCUCAACUUCAGGCGCCUACAAAUGGCGCUGUUGCCCAGCGACGACGUCAGAGAAGGCGCGACCCGAGAAUGCUUCCUUCUCAACGCUCGCCAUUUGAUCAUUUUCCACGUCCACGCCCUACGGGAAAGACCCCUCCCUGGAGAACCAAUCGACGCAGGGCUUAUGUGAACUCGAAUCCGUUCCAAACCUUGGAGCAAUCUCGUACACCUCUGGAAAAUAUGUCCGAGCAUCAUAAACCACCUAAUGUGCCUAUUCGGUCAACAGACUUGCAAGAUCAUGCAGAUAGAAUAUCCUUUCUAAAGGCAGAAUACAACAAAGCCGUAAAUGUUGCAAAGCAGGAAGCCUCCAAGGGCAGCACCGACUACAUCCGCCAAUUAUUUGACUUAUAUCUAGACAAUGGCGUGAACUACCUCAGUGACGAGGAGCAGGAAUUGCUGUGCUGGUACAUUGAUCCCAAGAAGAAAGACCAUCGAGACCUGGUGUACCGCUUGGCAGAUCAGAUUCUAUGGUACAACCGCAAACCUUCACUUACUUAUAGACUCACGAAUUGGAUCCGUAGCCAAGACAGAAACCGCGAAGUCUUUAUUAGGUUGCUUCGCGAGCGUUUAAACUUGGCAGACCCCGACGAGGGACGUACGAUAAUGUCUCUAGAAGAAGUCAACGAGCUCAUGGACUGUCAGAUUGCCGUUGAUAGUUACAAGAAAUGGAAGGAGAAACACGAGGGUGGAAAAAAGGGCGAGAAGUUGUCUUGAAUUCAUUCGCCGCAGAAUAUCGUGGAGCGGUAAAAGAUACUCGCUAUUACUGCCAGUCUGCUAGCAAUAGGGGUACAAUCCUAUUGAGACAGAGACCCAACGAUGCUCGUUACGUAGGGAAGCUAGUGCACAUACGGCUAAAGCACAAUGCUCGGGAAUAAUAGUUGAGAAAGAAGAUUAGUGGUCGAAGGGUAGUAACAAAAUUAUGAGCAAUGAAUGAAGAAGAAUGAUUCACGACAAGGAUGGGUAGUGAUACAUGAAUUUGCGUGUGAUUUAUAGAUAAUACAAAGA